Molecule: messenger RNA, 1809 nt
Organism: Kluyveromyces lactis
Lineage: Eukaryota; Fungi; Ascomycota; Saccharomycetes; Saccharomycetales; Saccharomycetaceae
Gene: SNF1
Product: AMP-activated serine/threonine-protein kinase catalytic subunit SNF1
Exons: 1
Coding region: 1-1809 (602 amino acids)
Biological process (GO): protein phosphorylation; intracellular signal transduction
Cellular component (GO): cytoplasm
Molecular function (GO): ATP binding; protein serine/threonine kinase activity
Source: RefSeq, a predicted model, not a curated record
AUGUCGCACGACCCAAAUCAACAACAGCCGCAUGGUGGCUCAGGUCAAGGCCAUCACCAACGCCAGCUGACUAACCACGCACAAGGCCAACAUAUCGGUAAGUAUCAAAUCAUCAAGACCUUGGGUGAAGGAUCAUUUGGUAAAGUGAAACUGGCGUACCAUAUCUCUACGGGACAAAAAGUGGCAUUAAAAAUCAUCAAUAAGAAGGUUCUAGCCAAGAGUGAUAUGCAAGGUAGAAUCGAGAGAGAGAUUUCGUACUUACGUUUGUUGAGACAUCCACACAUUAUCAAAUUGUAUGACGUGAUCAAAUCGAAGGACGAAAUUAUCAUGGUGAUUGAGUAUGCUGGUAAUGAAUUAUUUGAUUAUAUUGUCCAAAGAGACAAGAUGCCUGAACAAGAAGCAAGAAGAUUUUUCCAACAGAUUAUUAGCGCAGUAGAUUAUUGUCACCGUCAUAAAAUUGUGCAUAGAGAUUUGAAACCAGAGAAUUUACUAUUAGACGAACAUUUGAACGUUAAGAUUGCUGAUUUUGGUUUAUCUAAUAUAAUGACAGAUGGUAACUUUUUGAAGACUUCAUGUGGUUCUCCAAAUUAUGCGGCCCCAGAAGUCAUCAGCGGUAAACUAUAUGCAGGUCCAGAGGUUGACGUUUGGUCUUCAGGGGUUAUCUUAUACGUCAUGUUGUGUCGUAGGUUACCAUUCGAUGACGAAAGUAUCCCAGUGUUGUUUAAGAACAUUAGCAAUGGUGUUUACACCAUACCUAACUUCCUUUCCCAAGGUGCUGCGAGCUUAAUCAAAAAGAUGCUCAUCGUCAAUCCAGUUAAUAGAAUUACCGUGCAUGAAAUCAUGCAGGAUGAAUGGUUCAAAGUUGAUUUACCCGACUACCUAGUUCCUGCUGAAAGCACCCAUCAAGAAAACUCUGAAAGCAAAACAGAAGAUGGCGGCCCAUCCGUGCCACUCGAACUGAUCGAUGAUUCGUUAGUUCAAACGCUAUCAAACACUAUGGGUUAUGACGUAGAUGAGAUAUAUGAGGCUUUAGAGUCCGAUGAAGAUCAUCCAUCUUUAAAUGAAAUCAGGGAUGCCUAUCAGUUAAUUAAAGAGAACAGAAAUUUAAUCAACGACAUCAAGGUGAACAAGCAACAAUCUAAUGACUUGGAUACUUUCUUAUCGCAAUCUCCACCCACUUUCGAACAAUCCUUGCAUGCCCCCCCGGGCUCAAAAAAUCGACACUCACACCGCCAUUCAAAGAGAACACAGCAACGUACAUAUCAAUAUCAUUAUGGAAAUGGUUCUCAGGAUGGAGACAGCACGAUUGCAAUUUUACCUAGCUCGUUACCACAGAUCCAUAGAGCCAACAUGGUAGCACAAGGGUCCCAGGCUGCUGCUAAGAUUUCACCAUUAAGCGUGAAAAAAUCAAAAACAAGGUGGCAUUUCGGUAUACGAUCAAGAUCCUAUCCAUUAGACGUUAUGGGAGAAAUAUACAUUGCAUUGAAAAACUUGGGAGCCGAAUGGGCGAAACCAUCAGAAGAGGACCUAUGGACUAUUAGAGUCCGUUGGAGAUAUAAUAUCGAUAUGCCUGAUGACGAAAUGAAGAACAAGCAGAUUCCAGAUUUAAUGAAGAUGGUAAUCCAAUUGUUCCAAAUUGAGACAAAUAACUACUUAGUGGAUUUCAAAUUUGAUGGCUGGGAGUCCAGUAACGGUGUAGUGUAUUCAAGUCGGAACGACGAUGAAAUGAGUACGUUCAGUGCAUACCCCUUUCUACAUUUAGCAACCAGGCUGAUUAUGGAACUUGCAGUGAAUAGCCAAGGAAGUUGA